AUGGCCGAGGAAGUCGAGAAGGUUCAGCACCCCCAUGGCGAGUUCGCCGAUCAAGACAUUAUCACGGGCAGGAUGUCCAAUUCCGGUGUCGUCUUAAGCCCUCAGCCCACGAAUGACCCAAAUGAGCCACUGAAUUGGUCACAAUGGGAGAAAUAUGCGACAUAUCUCGUGCUCUGCUGGUUCACAUUCCUGGCGUUCAUGAACUCUUCUGCGUUCACGGUUGCCGUCAAGUCAAUUGUCAAGGAAUUUGGCAAGACGCCGACAGAAGCAAGCUACUUGACAUCGCUGCAAGUACUUGCGAUGGGGUUUGGUGCUGCGUUUUGGAUGCCAAUGUCCAGAAAAAUUGGCAAACGUCCCGUGUACCUUCUGUCAAUCCUCUUCCUGUGCGUCACCAAUAUCUGGAGCUACUUUUCUAAAUCAUACGGUAAUCUUCUGGCGUCGCGACUGGUCGGGGGUUUUUUGACCGCUGCUUCCGACGCCCCUGUGUCCAGCGUAGCGGCGGACCUUUUUUAUUUUCACGAGCGGGGCCGUACCUUGAUGAUUUUCAAUAUUGCUAUUUCGUCAGGCGCUUUUCUCGGGCCCUUCAUUAACGCCUACAUCACCCAGUACUUGGGCUGGCCCUGGAUGUGCGGUGUAAUGGCCAUCGUUUCGGGUGCGACCUUCAUUCUCGCAGUUCUACUUGUCAAAGAAACGGCCUAUAUUGUUCCUAAUGGUGUGCGAGAUCUCGAUCGAUCCGCUGAGAUGUACUCGCCAAAGAAAAGCUGGGCUGCUUCAAUGUCCCUAACCGCCGGCAUGGACCGAGAUGCAUCCUUCUUCAAAUGGGUGUUUGAGACCGUACAACUCAUAGCCUAUCCUCCUAUCUGGUUCAGCGGACUGACCGUGGGACUGUUUAUCGGGUGCAAUAUUGCGAUCCAGCUCACAGCUUCCCAAACCUUUACGGCUCCACCCUACUCCUGGCAACUUCAUAGCGUUGGACUGCUGUCCCUCGCGGGCUUCACGGGUUCUCUGAUCAGUUUCUUCUUUGGUGGUUGGCUCAUUGACUGGAUCGCCACUCGUGCUACCAAGCGCCAUGGUGAGCAUGUAGAGCCGGAGUAUAGACUUCCGGCAAUGAUGAUACCAGCAGUAAUCGGACCAAUGGGUUUGUUGACCUUCGGACUAGUGAUUGCUACAGGAAAAUCUUGGGCUGGUGCUGCCAUCGGAUAUGGCAUGCAAGGAUUCGGUGCGACGGCUGCUGCGAAUAUCGCCGUCACCUACGUGGUAGAUGCCUAUCGCCCAGUGAGUGGAACCUUCCUUAUAGUACCAUAA
Messenger RNA from Penicillium lagena, 1305 nucleotides. RefSeq lists its product as uncharacterized. The transcript has 5 exons. Gene Ontology annotation, biological process: transmembrane transport. The record is from RefSeq and is a predicted model, not a curated record. Bases 1 to 1305 code for a protein of 434 amino acids. Gene Ontology annotation, molecular function: transmembrane transporter activity. Lineage: Eukaryota; Fungi; Ascomycota; Eurotiomycetes; Eurotiales; Aspergillaceae.